UUUUUAAUGAUGAUACCGGCCCAGCCAAUUGGAAAGAGCCAAGUUUCAUGUCGACAUCAUGCUUCUUGUUCACGCCAUAUUUUAUCUAUUAUUUCAUCACCCACCAAACCAACCCCCCAUCAUCUCCAUCUUUGUCUUCGGACCUUCAUGUCUCACAAUGGAAGGGUUUAUGAUUUCAGAAAUGGCGAAGCGGGUGCGAGACAUAUUAUCCAUGUUUGUCUUAGCAAUAUUCUCCAAGGUAAUUGGCACAAAGCCGUACUCAAGAAGGAGCGCACCAGCUGAGCCUGAGAGUGAGGCUAACGAGUGCUUGAGCUGGCGUUUGGCGGUGGAAGCUAACAAUAUGCCGGGAUGGAGCACCGUUCCACUUCAUUGCCUUAGCCAUGUUGAAACUUACAUGAUGGGUGGACAAUACGAGCAGGACGUUAACUACAUCGUGGAACAAAUAGAGAAUUACGUUAGCCAAGUAGUUUUGAAAGGCGAUGGCUGCGAUGCCUGGAUCCUGGAUAUUGAUGACACCUGCAUCUCAAAUCUCUUUUACUACAAGGAUAAGAAUUACGGGUGUGACCCUUUUGAUCCUGGGGGUUUCGUGGCAUGGGUAAUGAAGGGAGAGUGUCCAGCGAUUCCUGCAGUACUUGGAUUGUUUACCAAGCUGGUGGAGGGUGGAUUUAAGGUGUUCCUGCUUACCGGGAGAGACCAACAGACUUUAGCCCCUGCCACCAUUGCUAAUUUGCAUAACCAAGGAUAUAUCGGCUAUCAUAGGGUGAUUUUUAGGAACCAAUCAUUCAAAGGGAAAAGUGCAGUGGUGUUCAAGUCAGAAGUUCGAAAGCAAUUAGUGGAAGAAGGGUAUAGGAUAUGGGGGAAUGUUGGGGACCAAUGGACCGAUUUGCAAGGGGAAUGCUUGGGCAACCGCACUUUCAAAAUCCCUAAUCCUAUGUAUUGUGUUCCUUAGUCCCUAGAAUUUAGGGAAAGAAAAAUCAAGUGUGCAGAAAUAAUAAUGCCUCGUAAUUGCUCCGCAAUGAACUCGUCAAUACCAUUUAUCAUAUCCCCAAAUAUUUUAAUGGUAAAAAGUGGUUGUUAGUAAAA
Messenger RNA from Gossypium raimondii (Peruvian cotton), 1083 nucleotides. Its product is annotated as acid phosphatase 1. The transcript has 4 exons. The record is from RefSeq and is a predicted model, not a curated record. Bases 59 to 949 code for a protein of 296 amino acids. Gene Ontology annotation, molecular function: acid phosphatase activity. Lineage: Eukaryota; Viridiplantae; Streptophyta; Magnoliopsida; Malvales; Malvaceae.